AUGGCGAUGGCCGCCGACUCGCCCUCAUCGUCGUCGUCGUCGGGCAUGGCGAGAAGGCUGGCUCACCACCACCAGGCCGUGCUCGGCUUCCUGCUCGGUCUCUUCGUCAGCCUCGUGCUCUACACCACUAUGUCUGGCCAGUUCGGGUCGACCAAGAGCGUUGUCGUUCCGCAGUCAAUGUCCGGCGAGCGUGCAGAACAAAAUGUCAGGACUUCUCCUCCUCCAGUGUCGUCGGCGCCUAACAAUUCUAUUCAAGGUAACGUGCAAGUGAAUACAACAUACCAGUUAGACCAAACAGUAAAUGAUGCUAGUGACAAGAUGAAGGGAGAGCUCAUUCGGCAAGAACUCAAUCAAGACGGUGAUGGGAAUGACGAUGGAAGCAAUGUCAAACAUGGUGCUCCACGCAAGCCCAUCUGCGACCUAACAGACCCUAGGUACGACAUCUGCGAGAUCUCCGGCGACGGCCGUGCACUCGGCGCAAACCGUACCAUCCUCUAUGUUCCGCCCGCCGAGGAGCGCGGCAGCGACGGCCCGGAGUGGGCCAUCAAGGACCAGUCCCGCAAGUACCUGAGUGACAUCAAGGAGGUGAAUGUCAAGACCCUGAGCGCCGCCCAGUCCUUGGUGGCGCCGGAGUGCACCUCUCGGCACACUGUCCCGGCCGUCGUGUUCGCCAUGAAUGGGAUCAUAGGCAACCCGUGGCACGACUUCAGCGAUCUCCUACUGCCCCUCUUCAUCACCACCCGCGCCUACGACGGUGAGGUCCAGUUCCUCGUCACCGAGCUCCAGCCGUGGUUCGUGGACAAGUACCGCCUCAUCCUCACCAACCUGUCACGCUACGACAUCGUCGACUUCAACAAGGACAUUGGUGUCCGGUGCUACCCGCACAUCAUAGUCGGCCUCCGCAGCCACGGCGACCUCAGCAUCGACCCGGCCCGCACGCCGCAGAACUACACAAUGCUGGACUUCCGCCUGUACAUGCGGGACAUCUUCUCGCUGCCGUGGGACGGCCAAGGAAUCCCGUACAAGGAGAAGGCCAACAAGAAAAACGCAACCGGCGGCAUCGAUGAUGGCACGGAGAAACAAAAGCCGCGGCUCAUGCUCAUCAACCGCGGCUGGAACAGGAAGUUCGUCAACCUUCCAGAGAUCUCCGCGGCGGUGCAGGCCGCCGGGUUCGAGUUGCUGGUCGUGGAGCCGCUCCGUGACACGAGGCUGGAGGAAUUCUCUCGGGAGGUGGACUCGUGCGACGUGCUGAUGGGCGCGCACGGGGCCGCGCUCACAAGCUUCUUCUUCCUCCGCACCAACGCAGUCAUGCUGCAGGUGGUGCCGUGGGGCUUGAAGCGCGAGGCCAUGAUUUACUUCGGCGUGCAUGUCAAGGAGAUGAUGUUGCAGGACAUCGAGUACAGCAUCACCGUCGAGGAGAGCACGCUCUAUGAAAAGUAUGGCAAGGACCACCCGGCGAUACGUGACCCAGACUCGAUACAUAAGCAGUGGUGGCAGGGUGCAAGGAAGUACUUCUGGGAGGAGCAGGACAUCAGACUAAACGUCAGCAGAUUUGCUCCCACGCUCCACCAGUUGCUUCAGACGCUCAGGGAAUAG
Aegilops tauschii subsp. strangulata is the source of this 1596-nucleotide messenger RNA. RefSeq names its product beta-1,2-xylosyltransferase XYXT1-like. Lineage: Eukaryota; Viridiplantae; Streptophyta; Magnoliopsida; Poales; Poaceae. The record is from RefSeq and is a predicted model, not a curated record. Gene Ontology annotation, molecular function: glycosyltransferase activity.